This is a messenger RNA of Wallemia ichthyophaga EXF-994, 525 nucleotides long. RefSeq lists its product as uncharacterized. NCBI's taxonomy places the organism in Eukaryota, Fungi, Basidiomycota, Wallemiomycetes, Wallemiales, Wallemiaceae. The coding region runs from base 1 to 525 and encodes 174 amino acids. The transcript has 3 exons. The record is from RefSeq and is a predicted model, not a curated record.
AUGAUUUCUAUCUAUCUAUCCCUCAGCACCGUCACAUAUGCGCAAGAGUUCGUCGGUAGUUAUGUACCACCCCUACCAGAAAAUGCACUCGCUGAUCGGGCAUCCAAAGCACACGCCGGUGGACACGCACAGACACAUAGGAACACGACAGUGCAGCAAUCAAGAUACCAUGUGCGUACUGCACCAACCACACCGCCAUCGCCCCAUAAACACCAUAUCAUCCACAGGAACUGGAAUAAAACCUUAGUGGAGGUAGCAACACCAGCGCGAUCGUCGUUGAGCCAGGCAAUAAGGAAAAGCAGUAAAGGUAGCAAUCACCACAUUCUGCUUUUCCUCGCAAAGCGCCUUCUUGCUGGAAUACUUCUGGACAUCGUGAGUGCUGUCAAGUACAAGCAACCAAUCGAGGACAGAGGGGUCUACCUGGGUAAGGUGUCUGAUGAGCGCAGUGAGCAUCUUGGCGGACUCGGCCUUCGCAGCAAGAACAACGCCAUCACCAACAACAUCUUUGAUCAACAAACAGCUUAA